Messenger RNA from Ahaetulla prasina, 3530 nucleotides. RefSeq names its product copine 7 (gene CPNE7). Lineage: Eukaryota; Metazoa; Chordata; Lepidosauria; Squamata; Colubridae. Gene Ontology annotation, cellular component: plasma membrane. The coding region runs from base 767 to 2494 and encodes 575 amino acids. Gene Ontology annotation, molecular function: calcium-dependent phospholipid binding. The record is from RefSeq and is a predicted model, not a curated record. The transcript has 17 exons. Gene Ontology annotation, biological process: cellular response to calcium ion.
CCAAACGUGCACGGUCGAGGAGAGGUAGCGGCGGAACCGGGGCGCCUGGAGCGCGAAGCGGCGUCUCCCCGGGCGGCGCCGGAACCCCCGGCCAGCCCGCGAAGGAGCGGAUGGACGGGCUCCAAAACGUCGGCGAAGCCGCGCAGCUGCAUCUGGCCACCCUCUUCCUGGCCAGGACGGCCCUUCCACAAAGGAGCAGGGAGGCUCAGUGGGAAGCUGCUUUCUCUCCAGAGGCAGCGCACGUGGGCGUCUCAGCGUGGUAGGCCCCUCUUCUGCUGGUUCCGCCGAGUGGGAAGCCUCACAACCCAGGACGCUGCAAGCAAGAGCAGCUUCUGCUGUUGGGGAAGUGAAAGUGGGGUCUCUCCUUUCCCUGUCUUCACUUCUUUGGAGGCCAGAAGAUCGAGGGGUCCCCACCCCCAGACCCAAUUUCUUCAGAAGCCAGGCACAGUUGCAACCAGGUGCCAGCAGCAACAGAGCUGAGUGGGAGCAACAUCAGGGAAAGGAAGAAGAAGAAGCACCGCUGUUUAACUUGCUUUGAGAAAACCUCUUCAUUAGCCUCAUUUGGCAACGCCCCAGCAGGCACCAGCGCAGACCGAGGAAGCGGGCAUUUGGCACUUGGGAAUGCUCUGAGCCACCAGCCACUGAGUGUCAUCAGGCUCCGCUGCUGCCAGCCUCACUGCUUGCUCACUCAGUGGUCUUGGGCUGGGCCUCAGUCGCCUGCUGUGCAGCCAGCUCUCCCCAGACUCCAGCCCUGCUCCCAGCCAGAAUGAACGAAAUCCUGGACCCGGCGUCCCAGGCCAACCUGGGGGUCGUCUCCAAGGUGGAGCUCCGCGUCUGCUGCAAGCACCUCCUUGACCGGGACACCCUCAACAAAUCGGACCCCUGCGUCGUCCUCCUCAUGCAGUCCCAAGGACAGUGGGUCGAGGUGGACAGGUCCGAGGUCAUCAGAAGCAACCUGAACCCCGUUUUCGCCAAGGUGUUCAUGGUGGACUAUUACUUUGAGGAGGUGCAGAAGCUGCGCUUCGAAGUCUAUGACAUCCACGGGCACGGCGGCCUGGGCACCCACGAUGACGACUUCCUGGGAGGCAUGGAGUGCACGGUGGGGCAGAUUGUGGCUCAAAAGCGGGUGAGCAAACCGCUCUUUCUCAAGUAUGGGAAAUCUGCCGGCAAGUCCACCAUCACAGUGACCUCGGAAGAGAUUUCUGGAGACAAUGGCUUUGUGGAGCUCUUCUUUCGGGCAAAGAAGUUGGAUGACAAGGAUCUUUUCAGUAAAUCAGAUCCCUUUCUGGAAAUCUACCGGAUCAAUGAUGAUGGAAGUGAGCAGCUGGUACACCGGACUGAGUUUGUCAAGAACAACCUUAGCCCCAUUUGGGAGCCCUUCAAAGUGUCCCUGAACUCCCUCUGCAGCUGUGAAGAGAAGCGGAAGCUGAGGUGUGUCGUCUUCGACUAUGACUCCCGAGGGAAGCAUGACUUCAUCGGGGAGUUCUACACCACUUUCGAGGAGAUGCAGAAAGCCACAGGCGGCAACAAGAUCCAGUGGGACUGCAUGAAUCCCAAGUACAAACUGAAGAAGCGGAACUACCGAAAUUCGGGUGUGGUCAUUCUCCUGGACCUGAAGAUCCACAGGGUUUACUCCUUCCUGGACUACAUCAUGGGCGGCUGCCAGAUCCACUUCACGAAGCAGGCGGCAGAUUGCGUUUUGAAAGAGCAUCUCCUUCCUGGAGUGAGUCAGUUCCAGAACAUGGUGGCCAUUGACUUCACAGCCUCCAAUGGGGACCCCCGAAACAGCUGCUCCCUGCACUACAUCAACCCUUACCAACCCAACGAAUACCUGAAGGCCCUGGUGGCCGUGGGGGAGAUUUGCCAAGACUACGACAGUGACAAGAAAUUCUCUGCCUUGGGCUUUGGGGCAAGGAUCCCCCCCAACUAUGAGGUCUCCCAUGAUUUUGCCAUUAACUUCAGUGCCGAGGACGAUGAGUGUGAAGGCAUCCAGGGGGUGGUGGAGUCUUAUCAGAGCUGCUUGCCCAAGAUCCAGCUCUACGGCCCAACCAACGUGGCGCCCAUCAUCUCCAAAGUGGCCAAAGUAGCCGCGAACGAAGAAAAGACCCAGGAAGCUUCGCAAUACUUCAUCCUGCUGAUCUUAACCGACGGGGUGGUGACCGACAUGGCCGACACGCGGGAAGCCAUCGUCCGGGCCUCCUAUUUGCCCAUGUCCAUCAUCAUUGUGGGGGUGGGCAACGCCGACUUUACCGACAUGCAGAUCUUGGACGGGGACGAUGGGAUCCUUCGCUCCCCCAAGGGCGAGCCUGUCAUGCGGGACAUCGUGCAGUUUGUCCCCUUCCGAGAGUUCAAGAAUGCGUCGCCCACCGCCUUGGCCAAGUGUGUGCUGGCAGAGGUGCCCAAGCAGGUGGUCGAAUAUUACAGCUCCAAGGCCUUACCCCCCCGUGGCCCCAAAGGGAGCACCCCUGGCUCUGCUUUGAACUCGCCGCAGUGAACCCGCAGUGACCCCAUCUGCCCACCUGCCUCCGUCUCCCCUCCUUGUGCUCGUCCUCCAGAAAGCAAGACCCACCGAGAGCUUCUCUUUCCACCGCGUAGCGCAGGACGUCUUCUGCACCCCCCGGCUGUUUGGGCACCAGGACAGCGAAGUUGUGCAAGAGGCCAGCAAGUCCAGGAAAGGCCCUGAGAUGAGGGAGGGCAGACGGGGAUAGAGAGUGAGCGGCAGGCGCUCCAAGCUGGACAAUGCCAAAGAGGCAGCAGGAUUGCAAAGGAAAGAGAGAGGCAGGAAAGAGGCAGAAGCAGGCCGAGAGGGGAAGUGGGUGCCCUUUGCCCCUCAUCACUGUCGUUCAGAUACAUCCACGCAGACCGAGAAAGCUCCUCUUCGCCCUUCCUUUUGGUCUCUCUCAGGCAGGGGAAUAAACUUCUGUAUGUUUUACAGCACACGCACCCCUUGAACUGCUCAAGGGAACAGCAGCGCCCCUCCUCUUUGCAAUGGGGCGCCUUGGAAACGAAGUAAAUAAAGUAGGGGCAUUCUGGGCAGGGGGGCAGAAAACAGAGGCACCCCAAGGGGCUGAACUUCAUCGAGUGGGUGGGGAAGACCCCCAGGAUGGGCCCCGAGCCUGCCUUCCACAGAGGCGCCGAGGUCCAUCUCUGGAGGGUUCCAACUCUUGGAACCGCAGCACCGGCAGCUCUUCCCACAGCAGCCCCUUGGCAAAGUGGGGUGCAGCAGAGAAACCCUUGCCACCCCUGGUUGUCUAGGCCCCUCCCUUCUGUGUGCAGAGAGGGCUCCGAUGGUGAUGAGGCCGCCUCUUGGCGUGGCACAGGGGCACGGCCAGGUCAAAGGACCUGGUCCAUGUUGCGAAGGUGCUUCGGUCCAUUUCACAACCGCCUCCUGUGCACGAAGCAGUUCGGGUCUGGGGGCCCUUUUCCCCUGUGUCCCCUGUGGUUGUCUUUUGCUGUGAUGUGUCAUUUGCUGAUGGUUGCAUGAGAAAUCCUAAAUGUACCCAGGAAGACGGCCAAAUAAAAAAAGAGAU